AUGGAAGGGACGUCGGGCCAGGUGCCUGCGCGUCCUACUCAACCACCGGAUCCAAAUGGAAAAACAAUAACACCCAAGGAAGAAAUUCCCACAAAACCCAACUAUCUCUCUGUUGCUGCCGGUGGAAAAUCGAUUUCAACUCGGAAAAGAGAAUCAGUAAUUGCAAAUGUCUCAACUCAUAACGGCGUUCCGGUGGUUUUAUUUGAUUGCGAUGACUAUCAUGGAUUAAUGGCAGAGGAAUGCAAAUUCACUAUUAAUGGCAGAUUCCUAAAAACCCGACCCCAAAUUGAAACAAUUCGAGCUACAGUGAAAGAAUCAAUCCCUAUCAAAGGGAAAAUUCAGAUUGGGGUCUAUGAUAAUCGGAAUGUGUUCAUCCACGUCUACAAUGAGGAAGAUUUUAACACCAUUUACUUCAGACAUGCUAUAGAUAUCGAUGGUCAGACGAUGUGGUUGAGCAGAUGGACCCCAAACUUCACACCGGAGGAAGACAGCCCGUUAACUCCGGUCACACAAAAAAGGCAAAACAUUAUGGCAAAAAUUCUUAAGUUUCAGCAGAAUGCUUUCCCUAUCAACUAUUUAGGAUGCCCAUUGUUCUAUGGAAGAAAAAGAGUACAUUACUUUACAGACAUGGUCACCAAAAUCAUACAAAGGAUGGGGUCAUGGAGUUGUAAUUUGUUGUCUACAGAAUGUAAAAGAAUACUAUUUAACCAUGUCUUUGCUGCUAUGCCCCUACAUAUGCUUGCAAUCUGUGAACCUCCCAAAACACCUCUAAACCAAAUUGAGAAGGUUCUUGUAAACUUCUUUUGGGGAAGUUCUGAAGGGAAACAAAAACAUCAUUGGACAAAAUGGGAGAUCGUUUGUAAACCAACACUAGAAGGGGGUAUAGGAGUUAGAAGACUGCAUGACAUUUCAGAUGCUUUCUCUUGUAAACUCUUGUGGAACUCCAGAACUAAGGAGUCUUUAUGGACAAAGUUCACGAAAGCCAAGUACUCUCAAAGAAUUCACUCUAUGGCAAGGAAACAGAAUUAUACCCAUUCUCAUAGAUGGAGGAGACCAAUGAAAAUCAAAUCCAAGGUGGAUCAUCUUAUACAUUGGAAGAUCAACAGAGGUAAUUCCAACUUCUCGGUGGGAUAA
Molecule: messenger RNA, 1134 nt
Organism: Lycium ferocissimum
Lineage: Eukaryota; Viridiplantae; Streptophyta; Magnoliopsida; Solanales; Solanaceae
Exons: 2
Coding region: 1-1134 (377 amino acids)
Source: RefSeq, a predicted model, not a curated record